This is a messenger RNA of Aspergillus steynii IBT 23096, 529 nucleotides long. RefSeq lists its product as uncharacterized. Bases 154 to 489 code for a protein of 111 amino acids. The record is from RefSeq and is a predicted model, not a curated record. The transcript has a single exon. NCBI's taxonomy places the organism in Eukaryota, Fungi, Ascomycota, Eurotiomycetes, Eurotiales, Aspergillaceae.
ACUAGGAAGUAGGAAGCGUCAGGAGAGAAAGACGCCAGGAAGUUCAUCCCCGCAGAGGGUCGCGGUGGAGGCCUGCAACAUCAGGCACCAAACCCGUUUCCGCAAAAGCUCGAGAAGUCUAGUUUUGAUGAAAGGGUCUGAUAGACAUGGACGAUGUACUCCAAGGCAGCACAUCCUACUCCGUACUCCGUACUCCUGAUCUUCUAUGGAGUGUGUACAGUCCACUCGCCCUCCCUGAGAAGACAUUCAGCAUCGGCGCCACUUCCCGGGCCUGCAGAAUGUGUCUUGUGCAUGGCUCUGCAGGAUCCGAAGCUUUUACGCCGUCCGUUCCGUGGGUGUUUUGACAGGGGGCUGAGGCUUGAGAUUCCCGCCGUUCUGCCAUACCCAUGUACUACGCUCUUGGUUCAUUUGGCCCCCAUCCUCCGGGCGCUUGAGACCACGACAGUGACGAUACCCCCCACAGUGCAUACUAUCGGGGCUGAAUCGUAAUUAUUCAGCCUGGAAAUAUUCCGCACUUUUCACCUCGAUA